Tetrahymena thermophila SB210 is the source of this 492-nucleotide messenger RNA. Its product is annotated as transmembrane protein, putative. NCBI's taxonomy places the organism in Eukaryota, Ciliophora, Oligohymenophorea, Hymenostomatida, Tetrahymenidae. The record is from RefSeq and is a predicted model, not a curated record. The transcript has a single exon.
AUGAAACAGAAUUGUAACAAAUAUACAAUGCUAGUCUAGUAGAUUUUACUUGGAAAGCAAUAAAAUAUGAUGAUUUAGUUGAAGGCUCUAGAUGGAUGCAAAUUGGCUCUAUUUAUUAUGGCUUUAAUUAUGAUGGACUUAUAUACGAUACAAGCACAAAUACUACUUUUCAAUAUUAUUAAAUUCCUUAAGAUUGUCCAUAUGUUGGGCCAUAUAAAUUAGAUAUCAGAUGCAGGUUUUAUUAUCAACCAACUAUUGAUAGUAUUUCAACAGUAGUUUUCCCCCCCUAAAUAAACUAUGGGAAUGGAUCAUAGUAUUUUGCCACAAAUUUUUGCUAAAGAAGAGUUAAAUAUGAAAACUAAAAUCCUGACUCAGAUAACUAUAUCUAUGCGCUGUUAUGUAUAACAUUAAAUUUACAAGUUAUACCUAGCUAUUUCAUAAAUUUCAGUUAAAAUUCUAAGUUUUAAAUGCUCUUAGAUCCAAAAUAAUUGA